Molecule: messenger RNA, 1182 nt
Organism: Chaetomium globosum CBS 148.51
Lineage: Eukaryota; Fungi; Ascomycota; Sordariomycetes; Sordariales; Chaetomiaceae
Exons: 3
Coding region: 1-1182 (393 amino acids)
Biological process (GO): GPI anchor biosynthetic process
Cellular component (GO): glycosylphosphatidylinositol-mannosyltransferase I complex; membrane
Molecular function (GO): GPI mannosyltransferase activity; alpha-1,4-mannosyltransferase activity
Source: RefSeq, a predicted model, not a curated record
AUGGCGGGGCCUUCAGCAAAACCGGGGAAGAUGUCGCCCUCAUCAACCUCAACAACACCCGCAACACCCGCAACACCCUCCCUCCUCACCUCCUUUUUCCACCGCUCUGUCCCGCUCUACCUCUCAGCAGCCCUCCUGCGCGUGGUAUUUCUUCUUUACGGCCUCUGGCAAGAUGCCAACUCGCCCGUCAAGUACACCGACAUCGACUACCUCGUCUUCACCGAUGCCGCCCGCUUCGUCGCCCGUGGCCAGAGCCCCUAUGAGCGGGAGACAUACCGCUACACGCCCAUCCUGGCCUGGCUGUUACUGCCCACCGCCCAGACGACCGGCAGGCCCCUGGUAGAUGCGGCCUUGUUUAGCUCGGGCAAGGUGCUGUUUGCUGCCGCGGACCUCGUGGCCGGGUGGCUGUUAGAGCGCGUGCUGGCGAAAUCCAUGGACGGGUCCUCGGCGAGGAAGUUCGCAGCGAUCUGGUUGCUGAACCCCAUGGUGGCUACCAUCAGCACGCGAGGGAGCUCGGAGGGCUUACUGGGGGUGCUGGUUAUGGCGCUUCUAUCGGCAGUGAUGGCAAGACGGGUUACGCUGGCCGGCCUGCUGCUAGGAUUCAGCGUGCACUUCAAGAUAUACCCUUUCAUCUACGCGCCGGCAAUCGUCUGGUGGAUGGACGCAGAGAGGAUGGGCAGAAAACCGAACAAGGGGACCUCAAAGCAAACUUCCCUCUUCAGCAAGCUUCUAGCUUUUGUCACCCCGGCCAGAAUUCAACUCGCCGUCACCAGCCUGGCAACCUUCCUUCGCCCUCAACUUCGCCAUGUACACUCUCUCCUCCUCGCCUGCGUGCUCAUCCCCCUCGCCACCGCCAAGCGCGACCUCCCCGCCGCCAUGCUCGCCCAGACCUUUGCCUUUGUCGCCUUCAACGAGGUCUGCACCAGCCAGUAUUUCCUCUGGUACCUAAUCCUCCUCCCGCUCUACCUCCCGCGCUCCUCCUUCCUGCACCACAAACCCCUCGGCGCCACCGCCCUGGCCCUGUGGGUGCUGGCCCAGGGCGUGUGGUUACAGCAGGGGUAUCUGCUGGAGUUUCUGGGGGAGAGUGCAUUCCUGCCAGGGCUGUGGCUGGCGUCGGUGGGAUUCUUUCUGGUGAAAUGUUGGGUUUUGGGGGUGGCGAUUGGGGAUGUGGGGGGGUGGUAA